Messenger RNA from Apodemus sylvaticus (European woodmouse), 1968 nucleotides. It is a transcript of the gene Cdkn1a, whose product is annotated as cyclin dependent kinase inhibitor 1A. Gene Ontology annotation, molecular function: cyclin-dependent protein serine/threonine kinase inhibitor activity. NCBI's taxonomy places the organism in Eukaryota, Metazoa, Chordata, Mammalia, Rodentia, Muridae. Gene Ontology annotation, cellular component: nucleus. The record is from RefSeq and is a predicted model, not a curated record. Bases 120 to 611 code for a protein of 163 amino acids. Gene Ontology annotation, biological process: regulation of mitotic cell cycle; signal transduction by p53 class mediator. The transcript is spliced from 3 exons.
UAGCGCGAAGCCAACUGCAGCAGCCGAGAGGUGUGAGCCGCAGCUGUGUCAGAGUCAAGGGGCAUCGGAGCCAGGCGCAGAUCCACAGCGAUAUCCAGACAUUCAGAGCCACAGGCACCAUGUCCGAUCCUGAUGAUGUCCGACCUGUUCCACACAGGAGCAAAGUGUGCCGUCGUCUCUUCGGUCCCGUGGACAGUGAGCAGUUGCGUCGCGAUUGCGAUGCGCUCAUGGCCGGCUGCCUCCAAGAGGCCCGGGAACGCUGGAACUUUGACUUCGUCACUGAGACGCCGCUGGAGGGCAACUUCGUCUGGGAGCGCGUUCGGAGCCUAGGGCUGCCCAAGAUCUACCAGAGCCCUGGCUCCCGCGGCGGCCGUGAUGACCUGGGAGGGGACAAGAGGCCCAGUACCUCCUCUGCCCUGCUGCAGGGGCCAGCUCCGGAGGACCACGUGGCUUUGUCGCUGGCUUGCACUCUGGUGUCUCACGCCCCCGAGCGGCCUGAAGACUCCCCUGGUGGUCCCGGAACAUCUCAGGGCCGAAAACGGAGGCAGACCAGCCUGACAGAUUUCUAUCACUCCAAGCGCAGAUUGGUCUUCUGCAAGAGAAAGCCCUGAAGGGCCGACGGGAGCCUCGCCCUCUUCUGCUGUGUGGGUCAGGAGGCCUCUUCCCCAUCUUCUGCCUUAGCCCUCACUUUGUGUGUCUUAAUUAUUAUUUGUGUUUUAAUUUAAACUUCUCCUGUAUAUAUUCUGCCUGCCCUCUCCCGGUCUCCAAACUUAGAGUUAUUUAAAAAAAAAAAGAAAAAAACCCUUAAUUAGUAGGACGGUGAGCCCCUUAGUGCUGGGGAUUUGUAUUAUGUAGACUGUUAUUUAAGCCCUUCUCAACCCAACCUCUUCGCUUCCCACCCUGGAGGGACAGUGGCAUUGACCUCAUCCCAUCUGUAUCCGUUUCCCCCAACACCCCUCCCCACCCCUCCCCACCCCACCCACCCCACCCCACCCCGCCUGGUUCCUUGCCAUGUCUCACCUGGGGGGGGGUGUGAUCCUUAGACCUGAAUAGCACUUUGGACAACUGAGUAGGACUUUGGGGUCUCCUUGUCACCUCUAAGGCCAGCUAGGAUGACAGUGAAGCAGUCACAACCUAGAACAGGGAUGCCCGGUUAGGACCCAACCGGAAUAUCUCGAUCCUUGACAUUCAUUCAGACCCGUGAAGACGGGAAUGGUCCCCACUCUGGGUCCCCUUUGUCACUCCUGGGGAGCCCGCCUCCCCUGUGGGUCUCUGCCAGCUGCCCCUCUAUUUUCGACGGUUAAUCUGGUGAUCAGCUGCUCUCCCCUCCCCCAUCCUCCCCCGCCCCAGGUCAGCAGGAGGCAUCUCUAGGCACUUGCCCCAUAUAGCUCAGCGGACUGGAAGGGAAUGGAUAUACGGGGUACACUAAGUGGGGUUCCCUGAUCCUACCUCAGGCAGCUCCAGCGGCCACCACCCUCCUUGUGGGGCUGGGGUGGGUCCUUGGUGGUGAGACAGGCCUCCCAGAGCAUCCCUGUGCGUGUGGUAUGUGGUGGUAGUGGGGUGGGCUUAUCUGGGAUGGGGACCCCAGCCACUGAAGUCCUCAGUGGCUUCUCCCAUUUCUUAGUAGGAAGGAGUUGUACAAGGAGCCAGGCCAAGAUGGUGCCUCAGGGGCUAAGGGAGCUGACAGGACACUAAACAAUGGCUCUUCCUUUCCCAGAGUUGAAUACUGAGCCCCUGUGGGUAUCGAAGCACUUAGUAGGUCUGACCCCAACCCCAAACACCCCCAUUUCCGUAACAUCCUGGUCUGGAUUGUUUAUCCUUAGCCCCAGCCCCAAGAACAUGUAUUUUGGCUCCCUCCCUGUCCCCAUUCGGAUUGUAAACCUCACGCAGACAGGGCCAGCACCCUGCAUUGUCCUAAGUCCUCACACCCUACCCCAACGCUGGUGCUCAAUAAACACUUCAAGAUGA